AUGCAUCGUCCGGUUUUCUCCAAACCAGGAGAUAACAUGUGGCAGGAGGAUAAGCCGGACAUCGAUGCCCACUCAGCGACGCAAUUUGUUUACAAUGCACACCACUCGCUUGCGCUUAACAUGCAGCGUCAACGGCUGCCUAUAUUUAAAAACAAGGAUCAUAUUAUUUAUUUGUUAGAGAAAUAUCAGACGCUUGUUCUGGUGGGUGAAACGGGCUGUGGUAAAAGCACACAGGUGCCUCAGUAUCUCUUCGAGGCAGGAUGGUGCGCAGACGGGAAAAAGAUCGGUAUCACGGAACCUAGAAGAGUGGCAGCCACCUCUUUGGCGAAUCGUGUAGCCGACGAACGCAACUGCAUCCUAGGAAGCAUUGUGGGUUACUGCAUACGCUUCGAUGAUUACACCGAUGAGACUACGAAGAUUAAGUACAUGACGGAGGGCAUUCUUCUGCGGGAAUUAAUGAGCGACCCACUAUUACGAAGUUAUUCGGUCAUUAUCUUGGACGAAGUGCACGAGAGAACGCUCUUGACUGACAUCAUAAUGGGACUGCUGAAAAAAAUAAUCAGAAAACGAAAGAGUCUAAGAGUCAUCGUCUCUUCGGCGACGGUGGAUGCUGAGGAGCUUCGAGAUUUCUUCAACGUGAAUACAACGAAGGACCCGAACAAAGACAGCGCCGUCAUCGUGAGCAUUGAGGGACGUUUGUAUCCGGUAGAAAUAUUUUUUCUGAAAGAACCGGUCGCGAAUUACGUUAACGGCGUGGUAGACACUGUUCUAAAAAUACAUGAAACUGAAGAGCCAGGCGAUAUCUUGGCGUUCCUAACGGGACUCGACGAGGUUGAUCGAGCUGUCUCUCUCUUAUCGGAACACGCAAAGCUCAUAAAAGAUGGCAAACAGAAAUUGCUUCCGUUGCCAAUGUACGGAUCGUUACCGAACGCUGAGCAGCUAAAGGUGUUCUGGAGGGCCGCCAAAGACACCCGUAAAGUUAUCGUGGCGACCAACAUCGCGGAAACGUCCAUCACCAUUCCAAAUAUCGUUUAUGUAAUCGAUUGCGGUUUCGUCAAGAUACCUUGGUUCGAGGCGGAAACGCAGACAAACAGCCUCGUUAUCGUGCCCGUGUCGAAAGCCUCUGCCGAUCAGCGAGCCGGUCGCGCUGGUCGCAUUCGUACAGGCAAGGCAUAUAGAUUGUACACGGAAGAAGCUUACGCCGGAUUUUUUGACGCUACUCCACCGGAGAUGCAGCGGUCAGAUUUGGCGCCGGCGGUAUUGCAGCUGAAAGCGCUGGGUAUCGAUAACGUGUUGCGAUUCAAUUUCCCGUCCGCGCCUCCCAGCAAGAAUCUAGUCGCGGGCUUGGAAUUACUUUACGCGCUGGGCGCGAUCGACAGCAAUGGAGGCUUGACGACGCCGUUAGGCUUGACGAUGGCGGAAAUGCCGCUGGAGCCGGUGCUGGCAAAGUCCUUAAUUGCUUCUGGUGAAAUGGAAUGUUCCGAAGAGAUUAUGACGAUACUCGCUAUGCUGCAAGUUCAGAAUAUCUUUGUGCAACCCGGUGGAGGACAGGCAGCCCUGAAGGCGAGGAUAGCGCAUCGUAAAUUCGAGGUGGAAGAGGGCGAUCUCCUUACCUUGCUGAACGUCUACGCGGCUUUUGAGCGCAACAAAACGCCCGCCUGGUGCCAGAGACACUUUCUCAAUCACAAAGCUCUGCGAAGAGCCACAGAAAUUCGCGCGCAGAUGCAGAGAAUGCUGAAACGUUUGGAUAUUCCGUUUGUGUCCUGCAAUGGAAAUGUUCAACAGAUUCUUAAGUGUUUGACGGCCGGUCUCUUCCCUAAAGUGGCGUACUUGCAUUAUACAGGCGUGUACAAAACGGUUCGAGGUAACAGAGACCUGUACAUUCAUCCGAAUAGCUGCUUGUAUACUCUGCAGCAGCCACAAUGGUUAUUAUUUUGUGAAAUAUUGCAAACGAAUAAAACUUAUAUGAAGGAUGUGACCGUUAUUCAGCCAGAAAUGUUGCUGGAAGCAGCACCGCACUUUUACGAAAGAGCAUCUCUCGAACAGUUUUAGAAUAUUUUGUGUGUGUGUGUGUGUGUGUGUGUAUAUAUAUGUAUGUAUAUAAACAAAAACCUUGAAUGUACAUAUAAAAUUAAGCGUCUUUAUAAUUGCAUAUUCCUGUAAUAUAAUGUAUAUAAAAUGUUAUACUUACUAUUAUGAAAUAUAUUAGUAUUUUCCAAGAUUCACAAUCAUAUUUUUGUACAGAAUUCAUGACUAUUAUAAGUAAAAUAAAUAUUUUUAAUAAUAAA
This is a messenger RNA of Ooceraea biroi (clonal raider ant), 2288 nucleotides long. RefSeq names its product probable ATP-dependent RNA helicase DHX35. The record is from RefSeq and is a predicted model, not a curated record. Lineage: Eukaryota; Metazoa; Arthropoda; Insecta; Hymenoptera; Formicidae. Gene Ontology annotation, cellular component: intracellular anatomical structure; catalytic step 2 spliceosome. Gene Ontology annotation, molecular function: helicase activity; ATP binding; RNA binding.